UCUUGAUGAGUUGGGGAAAUUGACGCAAUUAACCACUUUACAGAUUCACAUACCAAAUGUCAUGCUAUUGCCCAAGGACUUCUGCUUUGAAAACUUGAUCAGAUUUAAAAUAUCAAUUGGUAUUUCCUUAAUUUGUAUGGGUAUUUCUAACACUUAUUCAAAGUCGUGUAAACUUGUGGGUGUUUCCUUAAUGGACAAGUUUAUCGUUUUGUUGCUGAGAGCUGAAGAGCUACAUUUGGAAGAAAUUGAAGGUUUACAAGAGGUGCUGCAUGACAGAGGUGGAGAGGGGUCUUUGAUGGAACGUCAUGGACUAAAUCCAUCAGGCUUCUUCAAUAAUUUAAUUGAAUUAACAAUUAAAGAUUGUAGGUUGGAAUAUCUCUUCUCCCUGUCCUGUGCAAGAGGAUUUCCACGACUUCAGAGACUGCAAAUAACUAAUUGUGUGAUAAUGAAAGCAAUAGUUGGAAUUGAAGAAGAAAAAGAUGAAGAUGAACUCUCAAGUCAGGUAAUUAAUUUCAGUCAGUUGAAAUAUUUGCAUCUCUGCAAUCUACCCAAGCUCAUAAGCUUCUACCCCAAAGUGGAGAAGAUGUCAACAUCUGAAGGAAAUUCUUCUACCCAGGCACAAUUUUUGUUUAAUGAAAAGGUUGCUUUCCCAGUCUUGGAGGUUUUGACGAUUCGUGAAUUGCCUAACAUAAUAGAGUUCAAUAUGCUCCCACGACUGCAAAAUCUGGAAACAAUCGACAUAGAUAAUUGUCCAAAGUUGGAAGCGAUAGUCUCGGAGAAAGAAAAAGAAGAAGGAUCCACAAGUAAUGACCUCAUCGUGUUCUAUCAAUUAAGAACUCUUAAACUUUCAAGGUUGGUGAGCGUUAAAAGUUUCUACAACUGGCCUACAAGAUCUGAAGCACAACCCUUGUUCAACCACCAGGUUGCUUUCCCAGUCUUGGAGGUUUUGAAGAUUCGUGAAUUGCCUAACAUAAUAGAGAUAUGGGACAAGCAAUUACUCAUAGCCUUAGAAAAAGAAUCAAAGUCCUUCUGCCAACUGGAAGAUAUGGAGGUUUUUAAUUGUGAGAAAUUGGUACAUGUGGUCCAGUUCAAUAUGCUCCCACGACUGCAAAGUCUGAAAAAAUUCAUCGUGAAUAAUUGUCCAAAGAUGGAAGCAGUAGUUUCGGAGAAUGAAAAAGAAGGAGGAACCACCAGCAAUGAUAUCAUCCUGUUCUCUCAAUUAACAACUCUUGAACUUUCUACGUUGGUGAGCGUUAAAAGUUUCUACAACUGGCCCACAAGAUCUGAAGCACAACCCUUGUUCAACCACCAGGUUGCUUUCCCAGUCUUGGAGGUUUUGAAAAUUUGUGAAUUGCCUCACAUAAUAAAGAUAUGGGACAAGCAAUUACUCAUAGCCUCAGAAAAAGAAUCAAAGUCCUUCUGCCAACUGAAAGAUGUGGAGGUUUUUAAUUGUGAGAAAUUGGUACAUGUGGUCCAGUUCAAUAUGCUCCCACGACUGCAAAGUCUGAAAAAAUUCAUCGUGAAUAAUUGUCCAAAGAUGGAAGCGAUAGUUUCAGAGAAAGAAAAAGAAGAAGGAACCACCAGUAAUGAUAUCAUCCUGUUCUCUCAAUUAACAACUCUUGAACUUUCUAGGUUGGUGAGCGUUAAAAGUUUCUACCACUGGCCUGCAAGAUCUGAAGCACAACCCUUGUUCAACCACCAGGUUGCUUUCCCAGUCUUGCAGGUUUUGACAAUUUGUGAAUUGCCUAACAUAAUAGAGAUAUGGGACAAACAAUUACUCAUAGCCUCAGAAAAAGAAUCACAGUCCUUCUGCCAACUGAAAGAUAUGAAGGUUUUUAAUUGUGAGAAAUUGGUACAUGCGGUCCACUUCAAUAUGCUCCCACGACUGCAAAGUCUAAAAAUAUUCAUCGUAGAUAAUUGUCCAAAGAUGGAAGCGAUAGUUUCAGAGAAAGAAAAAGAAGAAGGAUCCACCAGUAAUGAUAUCAUCCUGUUCUCUCAAUUAACAACUCUUAAUCUUUCUAGGUUGGUGAGCGUUAAAUUUUUCUACAACUGGCCUACAAGAUCUGAAGCACAACCCUUGUUCAACCAGCAGGUUGCUUUCCCAGUCUGGGAGGUUUUGAAAAUUUGUGAAUUGCCUAACAUAAUAGAGAUAUGGGACAAGCAAUUACUCAUAGCCUCAGAAAAAGAAUCAAAGUCCUUCUGCCAACUGAAAGAUAUGGAGGUUUUUAAUUGUGAGAAAUUGGUACAUGUGGUUGAGUUCAAUAUGCUCCCACGACUGCAAAGUCUGAAAAAAUUCAUCGUGAAUAAUUGUCCGAAGAUGGAAGCGAUAGUUUCGGAGAAAGAAAAAGAAGAAGGAACCACCAGUAAUGAUAUCAUCCUGUUCUCUCAAUUAACAACUCUUAAUCUUUCUCGGUUGGUGAGCGUUAAAAGUUUCUACAACUGGUCGACAAGAUCUGAAGCACAACCCUUGUUCAACCAGCAGGUUGUUUUCCCAGUCUUGGAGGUUUUGAAAAUUUGUGAAUUGCCUAACAUAAUAGAGAUAUGGGACAAGCAAUUACUCAUAGCCUCAGAAAAAGAAUCAAAGUCCUUCUGCCAACUAAAAGAUAUGGAGGUUUUUAAUUGUGAGAAAUUGGUACAUGUGGUCCAGUUCAAUAUGCUCCCACGCCUACAAAGUCUGAAAAAAUUGAUCGUGAAUAAUUGUCCAACGAUGGAAGCGGUAGUUUCGGAGCAAGAAAAAGAAAAAGGAACCACCAGUAAUGAUAUCAUCCUAUUCUCUAAAUUAACAACUCUUAAUCUUUCUAGGUUGGUGAGCGUUAAAAGUUUCUACAACUGGCCUAGAAGAUCUGAAGCACAACCCUUGUUCAACCACCAGGUUGCUUUCCCAGUCUUGGAGGUUUUGAAAAUUUGUGAAUUGCGUCAAAUAAUAGAGAUAUGGGACAAGCAAUUACUCAUAGCCUCAGAAAAAGAAUCAAAGUCCUUCUGCCAACUGAAAGAUAUGGAGGUUUUUAAUUGUGAGAAAUUGGUACAUGUGGUCCAGUUCAAUAUGCUCCCACGACUGCAAAGUCUGAAAAAAUUCAUCGUGAAUAAUUGUCCAAAGAUGGAAGCGAUAGUUUCGGAAAAAGAAAAAGAAGAAGCAACCACCAGUAAUGAUAUCAUCUUGUUCUCUCAAUUAACAACUCUUAAUCUUUCUAGGUUGGUGAGCGUUAAAAGUUUCUACAACUGGCCUACAAGAUCUGAAGCACAACCCUUGUUUAACCACCAGGUUGCUUUCCCAGUCUUGGAGGUUUUGAAAAUUUGUGAAUUGCCUCACAUAAUAGAGAUAUGGGACAAGCAAUUACUCAUAGCCUCAGAAAAAGAAUCAAAGUCCUUCUGCCAACUGAAAGAUAUGGAGGUUUUUAAUUGUGAGAAAUUGGUACAUGUGGUCCAGUUCAAUAUGCUCCCACGACUACAAAGUCUGAAAAAAUUCAUCGUGAAUAAUUGUCCAAAGAUGGAAGCGAUAGUUUCAGAGAAAGAAAAAGAAGAAGGAACCACCAGUAAUGAUAUCAUCCUGUUCUCUCAAUUAACAACUCUUGAACUUUCUAGGUUGGUGAGCGUUAAAAGUUUCUACAACUGGCCCACAAGAUCUGAAGCACAACCCUUGUUCAACCACCAGGUUGCUUUCCCAGUCUUGGAGGUUUUGAAAAUUUGGGAAUUGCCCAACAUAAUAGAGAUAUGGGACAAGCAAUUACUCAUAGCCUCAGAAAAAGAAUCAAAGUCCUUCUGCCAACUGAAAGUCAUGGAGGUUUUUAAUUGUGAGAAAUUGGUACACGUGGUCCAGUUCAAUAUGCUCCCACGACUGCAAAGUCUGAAAAAAUUCAUCGUGAAUAAUUGUCCAAAGAUGGAAGCGAUAGUUUCGGAGGAAGAAAACGAAGAAGGAACCACCAGUAAUGAUAUCAUCAUCUUCUCUCAAUUAACAACUCUUAAUCUUUCUAGGUUGGUGAGCGUUAAAAGUUUUUACAACUGGCCUUCAAGAUCUGAAGCACAACCCUUGUUCAACCACCAGGUUGCUUUCCCAGUCUUGGAGAUUUUGAAAAUUUGUAAAUUGCCUAACAUAAUAGGGAUAUGGGACAAGCAAUUACUCAUAGCCUCAGAAAAAGAAUCAAAGUCCUUCUGCCAACUGAAAGAUAUGGAGGUUUUUAAUUGUGAGAAAUUGGUACAUGCGGUCCAGUUCAAUAUGCUCCCACGACUGCAAAGUCUGAAAAAAUUCAUUGUAAAUAAUUGUCCAAAGAUGGAAGCGAUAGUUUCAGAGAAAGAAAAAGAAGAAGGAACCACCAGUAAUGAUAUCAUCAUGUUCUCUCAAUUAACAGCUCUUAAUCUUUCUAGGUUGGUGAGGGUUAAAUUUUUCUACAACUGGCCCACAAGAUCUGAAGCACAACCCUUGUUCAACCACCAGGUUGCUUUCCCUGUCUUGGAGGUUUUGAAAAUUUGUGAAUUGCCCAACAUAAUAGAGAUAUGGGACAAGCAAUUACUCAUAGCCUCAGAAAAAGAAUCAAAGUCCUUCUGCCAACUUAAAGACAUGGAGGUUGUUAAUUGUGAGAAAUUGGUACAUGUGGUCCCAUUCAAUAUGCUCCCACGACUGCAAAAUCUGAAAAUAUUCAUUGUAAAUAAUUGUCCAAAGAUGGAAGCGAUAGUUUCAGAUAAAGAAAAAGAAGAGGGAACCACCAAUAAUGAUAUCAUCCUGUUCUCUCAAUUAACAACUCUUAAUCUUUCUAGGUUGGUGAGCGUUAAAAGUUUCUACAACUGGCCUACAAGAUCUGAAGCACAACCCUUGUUCAACCACCAGGUUGCUUUCCCAGUCUUGGAGGUUUUGAAAAUUUGGGAAUUGCCCAACAUAAUUGAGAUAUGGGACAAGCAAUUACUCAUAGCCUCAGAAAAAGAAUCAAAGUCCUUCUGCCAACUGAAAGACAUGGAGGUUUUCAAUUGUGAGAAAUUGUUACAUGUGGUCCAGUUUAAUAUGCUCCCACGACUGCAAAAUUUGAAAAUAUUCAUCGUAAAUAAUUGUCCAAAGAUGGAAGUGAUAGUUUCAGAGAAAGAAAAAGAAGAAGGAACCACCAAUAAUGAUACCAUCCUAUUCUCUCAAUUAACAACUCUUAAUCUUUCUAGGUUGGUGAGCGUUAAAAGUUUCUACAAUUGGCCUACAAGAUCUGAAGCACAACCCUUGUUCAACCACCAGGUUGCUUUCCCAGCCUUGGAGGUUUUGAAAAUUUGGGAAUUGCCUAACAUAAUAGAGAUAUGGGACAGGCAAUUACUCAUAGCCUCAAAAAAAGAAUCAAAGUCCUUCUGCCAACUGAAAGACAUGAUGGUUUUUAAUUGUGAGAAAUUGGUACAUGUGGUCCAGUUCAAUAUGCUCCCACGACUGCAAAAUCUGAAAAUAUUCAUCGUAGAUAAUUGUCCAAAGAUGGAAGCGAUAGUUUCAGAGAAAGAAAAAGAAGAAGGAACCACCAAUAAUGAUAUCAACCUGUUCUCUCAAUUAACAACUCUUAAUCUUUCUAGGUUGGUGAGCGUUAAAAGUUUCUACAACUGGCCUUCAAGAUCUGAAGCACAACCCUUGUUCAACCACCAGGUUGCUUUCCCAGUCUUGGAGGUUUUGAAAAUUCGCGAAUUGCCUAACAUAACAGAUAUAUGGGAUAAGCAAUUACUCAUAGCCUCAGAAAAAGAAUCAAAGUCCUUCUGCCAACUGAAAGUCAUGGAUGUUUUUAAUUGUGAGAAAUUGGUACAUGUGGUCCAGUUCAAUAUGGUCCCACGACUACAAAAUCUAAAAAUAUUCAUCGUAAAUAAUUGUCCAAAGAUGGAAUCGAUAGUUUCAGAGAAAGAAAAAGAAGAAGGAACCACCAAUAAUGAUACCAUCAUGUUCUCUCAAUUAACAACUCUUAAUCUUUCUAGGUUGGUGAGCGUUAAAAGUUUCUACAACUGGCCUACAAGAUCUGAAGCACAACCCUUGUUCAACCACCAGGUUGCUUUCCCAGUCUUGGAGGUUUUGAAAAUUUGUGAAUUGCCCAACAUAAUAGAGAUAUGGGACAAGCAAUUACUCAUAGCCUCAGAAAAAGAAUCAAAUUCCUUCUGCCAACUGAAAGUCAUGGAGGUUUUUAAUUGUGAAAAAUUGGUACAUGUGGCCCAGUUCAAUAUGCUCCCACAACUGCAAAAUCUGAAAAUAUUCAUCGUAAAUAAUUGUCCAAAGAUCGAAGCGAUAGUUUCAGAGAAAGAAAAAGAAGAAGGAACCACCAAUAAUGAUAUCAUCCUAUUCUCUCAAUUAACGACUCUUAAUCUUUCUAGGUUGGUCAGCGUUAAAAGUUUCUACAACUGGCCUACAAGAUCUGAAGCAUAACCCUUGUUCAACCACAAGGUUGCUUUGCCAGUCUUGGAGGUUUUGAAAAUUUGGGAAUUGCCUAACAUAACAGAGAUAUGGGACAAGCAAUUACUCAUAGCCUCAGAAAAAGAAUCAAAGUCCUUCUGCCAACUGAAAGUCAUGGAGGUUUUUAA
Camellia sinensis is the source of this 6519-nucleotide messenger RNA. The record is from RefSeq and is a predicted model, not a curated record. Lineage: Eukaryota; Viridiplantae; Streptophyta; Magnoliopsida; Ericales; Theaceae.